GGAGAUGUUUUUGCUAACUUUUGAUACAACUAUUAAUCUGUGCUUUUCCUUAUGUGCAGCCUGGUGAACUUGCUGCCCCCAGUCACAGUAUUGUUGCGUCUGUGCCUUUGUAAAACACAGACACUAUUAUGCAGUCACUCCACUUCCUCUUCUCUCUCAGCAUUCACUUAAUUGUACACUCCCAGGCUGCGAGAACCAAGUAAGAGCUUAUUUGUGUGUCCGUAUGUGUGUAUCAAAUAAGAAUUAGACCCAUUUGGAGCUCUGGGUCUGGUCGUUUAGGGUCAAGUUUUCUUCAUGUCACCCUCAAGAUCGAUGGAUGUGACCCCCGGGUGCCCUGAUUUGUAUACAAACAUUGCUGGAGCCAAUCAGGACGCAGCGUUGGAUAGUGCCAGCCAAUCAGAGCCCCGGGCCUUGGUGUUCUGUGGCACUCCCAUGUUUUGUCGGUCAGGAUUAGCUCCGUGGUAACGGUGGUCUCCGGGGAGCCGAGGUUCCCAGAGCUGUGGGACGGGUCUACAAACACUACUGCUGCUGAUGAGAGAGCGUUUGGAACAAUGGACUCAAACUCGUUAUUAUACGCUUUGGACCUCGUAGCCGGUAGCGGCCACACUUUGACUGUGGAGGAAAAGACUGUUCUGAGCACUUCGCUGGUGAUUCUGAAGAAAAAUUUCAAGUUUAAUAGAGUUUUAUUUUGGGGUAAAAUAUUAGGAUUAAAAAACGACUACUUUAUUGCUCAAGGGCGAGGAGAAGACGAGAUGCAAGACCAGAAGUACCUGUACAGCUUUAACUGCAUGGACUGGAACCUGCUGCCCCCAGCCACUGACUCCAUGAUCCAGGAGGUGUUCAAAGCUGCCAAAGGCCGCUUCAUGGGUGACCCCUCAUAUGUUUAUGAGAAUGUUGUGAUUCAGAAAAAAGGGGAAGGUGAAGAGGCUGAAGCAGAGGAAUUAAAGAUUAAAAUGACAGAGGAAAACAGACUAGCCGUGACAGUUUAUCAAAUAGAUCUGGAAGUGUCUGUGGUUCCAAGAGGUGCUUUUAUCAAAAGUCCACAUGGGCUGGUGCAAGUAAACCGCAGCUUUGGAGGUCUGUCUUAUUCAGAAGCUGGAAAACUGGACAAUUUCCUGCAUUUCACUAAACAAAAGAAUAUGAAGAAAAGAUCUAUUCUAGAAAUGGCUGAUCUGAACCCUGUGAUGGACAUCAUGGAUCUAAUCAGUGAUGAUAUUCCCAAAGGCUCGUGGCACUUGCGGUUUGAAUGCGCCAACCAAGUGUGUGUGAUCCGCAGUCACAUGUGGCUUGGGCUGACCUUCUACCACAUCCCAAUGACCCCACAGCACGGAUACAUCUACAUCGGAGAUGGCACAAGGAACCUGGACCUGCCUUUUAUGCUUUAAAGAAUUCUUUAAGAUGUUGGUAUUUUGAUUUAAGAGAUAAAUAAAUGUGGACAAUGACUCAAA
This is a messenger RNA of Boleophthalmus pectinirostris (great blue-spotted mudskipper), 1448 nucleotides long. RefSeq names its product radial spoke head component 9 (gene rsph9). The coding region runs from base 552 to 1385 and encodes 277 amino acids. Gene Ontology annotation, biological process: cilium movement involved in cell motility; motile cilium assembly; axoneme assembly. NCBI's taxonomy places the organism in Eukaryota, Metazoa, Chordata, Actinopteri, Gobiiformes, Gobiidae. The record is from RefSeq and is a predicted model, not a curated record. Gene Ontology annotation, cellular component: radial spoke; axoneme. The transcript is spliced from 6 exons.